Triticum aestivum (bread wheat) is the source of this 1117-nucleotide messenger RNA. RefSeq lists its product as uncharacterized. The transcript has 3 exons. Bases 309 to 911 code for a protein of 200 amino acids. The record is from RefSeq and is a predicted model, not a curated record. NCBI's taxonomy places the organism in Eukaryota, Viridiplantae, Streptophyta, Magnoliopsida, Poales, Poaceae.
UUGAUCGAAGUCGAGGAGAGCAACCGCCGCCGCAGCAUUAUCUCAUCUGUCAGCCAUCGCAGAUCGCCGCAUCUUGCUGAUCGAUCUCCUUAACCAGCCCACGCCCUUCGCUGCUUCGCAGUACAUCAGUACGCAGUCGGCAGCAUCACGGCGCAUCUGCCAGUAGCAUACAAGUGGCAACAGCGACAUGAGCAUGUUCAGUCAAUUUUGAGCAUGGUCUGCAUUGGCUCGCUAUAAAACUUCUGAAGAAGUGCAAGGAAACCAAGCUAGGUAGCCAAGAAGGAGUUCGAAAGAAGCUACCCGGAAAGAUGAAGGUCAAAACGAAGAUCAGCAAAGCUGCCGAGUUCUUGAGGAAGGCGGUGCGGGCGCUGAGGGGCAGGGCUGGCGUCCUCAGGGCGCGGCUCCUCUUCCUCGCCUCGUUCCGCCACAGGACGGCGAUGGUCGGCACCGUGUCGCGCCACCUCCGCGCCCUCCUGCCGGGCCGCCAGAGAGACCCGGUGCACGACCACCGCAAGGUCCACGCCUCGUCGACGAUGGCGGCGGAGGAGGACGGGCAGGCCGCGAUGCAUGGAGUCGACGUCCCAGGCCUCUCCGAGCUGUUGCAAGAAGUGGUCGGCGACGACGAUGACGGCCACUACGGCUACCCAGACUGGACGCACUCACUGUUCGACGACAACGAUGACGACUGCAGCCUCCAGGAGGGCGACGAUGUCGACGAGGAGGAACGCGGUGGUGGCGCGGAGGCAAUGGAGGAAGAUCGGCUGCCUGACGACGAGCCGUCGGUGAUGGACGUCAUCAGGAGGUGCAGGGAAGGGGACGGAAAGGAGUUCAACAUCAAGGAGGAGAUCGACCACGCCGCUGACAUGUUCAUACGGCGGGUCCGCAGCCGAAUGAACAACCGGAGCUUCUAGCCGUCCAGGCCUUCGAUUGUUUUGUUUCUUCGUGACUGAGCUUUCAGUGAGCUUCCAGAUGUCUUAGUACAUAAUUCGGUUAGACAUGGCAUAUGACAGAUGCAUGUUAUUCCCAGUUAAAAGCCACAUAUAUAUGUAUAUCAUACUUAUAUAUCACUAGUCAAUGUGUACGUACAAUGCACGUUAAUUUAAAGGUAUAUUAAAUA